AGCGACAAAAUGCCUAUAGGUGGAAUCAUAAAGGGAAUAGGAGACCUAGAUAUAGAAGGAAAAAUUCUAAUGAGGACAAGGAGGGAGAAAGAGCUACAAGCAGUAGUGAUUUUUUGUCCACGGAAGGGAGCGACACGGACGGAGGAGGACCAGACGGGGGAAACGGAAUAAUAAAAAGAGGGGGCCCGAGAGUAGGGGGCCCACCCCCCAACCUCCGCAGGAGGAAACACAAGUGAUCGGUCCAACAAUCUCCUCGCCAGUAUUUGAGCCCAAUACUGGUGAGGCCAGAGGGAUGGAGGUCUCCAACAAGGAACUACAGAUAGUUAACCUUUCCAAUCAUGUGUUAACGGAUGCAGAAAUAUCGGUAUUAAAACGCGGGCUCUCCUUUUCCCCUAUGUACAGGAUCAACCACUUUGAAUUGACCAAAGAUCUAUAUCUUUUUUGUAGGAAACUAACCCUCAAAAUGAUACAUUCUCAACCAUCAGCACUUAAUGACUUGGAGACAGAUGACCAGGAUGUCCUGCGGAAUCUCAUGGAACUACUGAAUGAAAAUGAGGUAAGGAAUCAAGAUGACCGUUGUCCUUGCUAUGUACCCUCAAAGACUGCACCACCAUUGUCCCUAUUCCCAGCUAUUCAAGUCUUCUUCAAUACUGUAAGAGAACAUAUUCAGGGACUACCAAAAAAUUCUCUUAUAGGCCAAAACCUCUCUGGGGAAGAACGAUUGGCAUUGAACAACCUACAGAAAAACGAUAAAUUCUUGAUAAAAGAAGCGGACAAGGGAGGAAAUGUUGUGUUGUGGCCGGUUGAACAGUACAUGAAGGAAGCACAGCGUCAGUUGGAUAAUAAACAAUACUACCAGAAGUUACCUAUGGACCCUACUGAGGUCUUCAAGCGGAAAUUAUCGCACCUGCUCGACACAGCAAGGGAAGCAGGAACCAUAUCCAAGAGAGAACAUGAUUUUAUGCAGUUGAAUUUUUGGACCUCCGGAUUACGAAAAAGGAUGACUGCCUGAUGACGAAACUAUACAGAAAGGAAACAGCUACGAACAGUUUGCUUCACUAUGCAUCUUUCCACCCAGAACAUACACGACGAGGGAUUCCAGUGGGGCAGUUUUUGAGGGUGAAGCGCAAUUGCACGGAAAACCCAGAU
Hyla sarda is the source of this 1149-nucleotide messenger RNA. RefSeq lists its product as uncharacterized. Bases 293 to 1012 code for a protein of 239 amino acids. The record is from RefSeq and is a predicted model, not a curated record. NCBI's taxonomy places the organism in Eukaryota, Metazoa, Chordata, Amphibia, Anura, Hylidae. The transcript has 2 exons.